UUGAAUGGUAUAAUUUCUUCUGCAAAUCCGAGUCAACAUUUUUUCCUUAAUAAAGAAUCUAUCAAAAAUUAAACACGAUGGAAGAUGAAGAUUUUGUUGAGACCGGUCCAUCUUUACCGCACCUGUUUGGGGUUGUAUCACAUGUCGUGUUGGAAGAUAAAUCAACCAAUUUAAUUGAGCAAUUGGCUAAAAGAAAACGCAACUUGAAACCCAUCAAUGAAUCGUACUCCGAUGAUAAGGAAAGCAUCCGUAAACGAUUAGCAGAAAGUGAUCAAGUAAUUUCGGAGCUGCUCCACGAUGGCCGGGAGCUUAUACAGGACAUUCGCGUUGCAAACGAUAAAAGAGAGGUGGAAAGACGUAUUAAAGAAGCCGAAAUAAGGGAAGAAUUGUUGGAUAAGCUGCAAACGGAGUCGGUGGAGGCCAUCGCAAAAUUUGAAUCAAUUUCCGAAAAAUGGGCUGAGCUGAAGGAGCUGAAGGAUCCAAUGAGCAUCAACGAUGAAUUGGAGCUGCAAAAAGAGCGAAUCAAGGGUUUGAUGAAGCAAAAAGACAUAAUAAUUGUUGAGUGUCGCGAUGAGUUGAAAUUGGCCGACGCACGAUACACAAAAGAUUUGCAUAAGCAAGCGGCUGACAUCCAUUCUUUGGUGGAGCGCGUGGACAGUCAGAUAGAAAUUAUGAAACGAACAUUUAAAGAGCAUCUGGACUUGUUAGAAAACACAAUUGAAGAAGAAAGACACACUUUACGCUCAGUUGCUUCAAAAAAGUGGGAUGAUCUCUAUACAAGACGCGCGGUGAACGAGCGAAUCAAAAUGAAGCAAGAGAAAGAAAGGUCCGAAUUUUUUCGCUACGAAAUUGAUCGUAUUGAACAAGAGCACAUUGAAAUUACACGUGCAACGAGGAUAAGACUCGAGCAAGACAACCAAGCGUUGGAAAUUGAGCUUCAAAAAGUUAAAACGAACACUACUCUCAACUCAGAAAAGCUUGACUAUAACUUUCAAGUGUUGAAAAAACGAGAAGACGAAAACUUAAUGGUGCGAAAUGCGCAAAAACGACGAUUGACCAAGUUGAAUGAAACUAUUUUUUUAUUGAGGAGGAAAAUUAAAGAUGUUCAAAUGAGUUGUCUUAUUGAAACGGAAAAACUUUCAUCAGACAUUUUGAAGCUACGUGCCAAUAUAUCGCAUAUGACUACCAAAGUAAAUACAUUCGCAGAAGUGAACGACAGAAAGUACCAAUGCGUUUGGCAGAUGAAUAAAGACGAAUGCUUGAAUGUCCUUAAAAGCGCCCUGGAGAUCGACCAAAUUCUUGUUGAACAACAUUUGGGAUUAAAAUGGCAAGCCCCAGUUAUUCCGGAUGAGUAUAUUCAAAAACUGUCUGAAAAACGAGAAUUAUUAAGAACUGAUACAUCAUCAGGACAAUCUCCAAAUAGCUUAUCAAUUGUAUCUUUCGACGACAGCAACGAGUGUAACCAAAUUAUAAAUACUUUACAAGUAGUUCUGAAGCAAGCAGGCUUUCUGAUCGAUAAGACUGCCAUAAAAUUGAUCGAGAAAUAUGCAGAAGAAGAAAAGAAUAUUGUCUGUUUGGAUAAUGUGUUCAAUGCAUUAGGCAUUUCAAACUGGGAUGACUUACGCAAACUUAAGGACAGAUUUGAGGAGAUUAUGAAGUGCAGACAAUAUGGUUUGAAUGAUACGAGCUCCAAAACAGAUGACUCAAUCAUGCCAAAGAGUGACUACAGUAUUGAGCAGUUAAAGAUUUUAGAAGAACGUGAUGCAAGUGAAUCGGAAAUAAGCUCUAUUUUGGUUCCUUCUGAAAAACUACGCACCUUAAAAAACUUUUCACAACAGCUAGCCAGUUCAGAAACUAUCGAUCCCCAAUGCAAAUAUGGUGGAUUAUCGAGAACGCUCAUGACUAGAGAAGUGAAAGAUUAUUGGUCCAACAUAAAACAUCUCUUUUCACAAGAUAGAGUAAAAGUAUGGGAUACAAUGGAAAAUAACCUGACGCAUUACUUGAAGGUUUUAAAAGAGCGAAAGAAUCUAGACGAGGAGUGCGAUUUUCUAAGGAAGCAGAAUAUGGAACUAAAUCAUUUGAUGCAAAAACUACAAAAUUCAAAAAUGAAUGGUGUUCAAUAAAAAUCCAGGCGUCAUAUGCAUUUUUUGAUUGGUUCACAAACUUGAAUUAAACUAUUUUCUA
Messenger RNA from Culex pipiens pallens (northern house mosquito), 2184 nucleotides. RefSeq names its product dynein regulatory complex protein 1 homolog. Gene Ontology annotation, cellular component: axonemal dynein complex; axoneme. The record is from RefSeq and is a predicted model, not a curated record. The transcript has 12 exons. The coding region runs from base 78 to 2123 and encodes 681 amino acids. NCBI's taxonomy places the organism in Eukaryota, Metazoa, Arthropoda, Insecta, Diptera, Culicidae. Gene Ontology annotation, biological process: regulation of cilium movement; axonemal dynein complex assembly; cilium-dependent cell motility.